Molecule: messenger RNA, 1562 nt
Organism: Oryza sativa Japonica Group (Japanese rice)
Lineage: Eukaryota; Viridiplantae; Streptophyta; Magnoliopsida; Poales; Poaceae
Product: carboxylesterase 15
Molecular function (GO): hydrolase activity
Source: RefSeq, a predicted model, not a curated record
GAAAGAACUCCUGGAACGGUUUUUGUACCCUUGUGCCGGCCGAGACGGCACCACGCCUUUCUCGUCUCGUCUCGUCUCGUCUCAUCUCAUACCGCAACCACCUCCACCACUCCACGCGCCUAUAUCACCACACGUCACGCUUCCACCUCCACCUCCACCUCACUGUCGAUCUCCUCCCGCUUCGAUCCAUCCAUCCAUCGCCAUGGCGGCGGAGCGCGUGGUGGUCGACGAGUGCCGCGGUGUGCUGUUCGUGUACAGCGACGGCGCCGUGGAGCGCAGGGCCGCGCCCGGGUUCGCGACGCCGGUGCGGGACGACGGGAGCGUGGAGUGGAAGGACGCGGUGUUCGACGCGGCGCGCGGGCUCGGCGUCCGCCUGUACCGGCCGCGGGAGCGCGGCGGCGGGCGGCUGCCGGUGUUCUUCUACUACCACGGCGGCGGGUUCUGCAUCGGGUCGCGCACCUGGCCCAACUGCCAGAACUACUGCCUCCGGUUGGCGGCCGAGCUGGGCGCCGUCGUCGUCGCGCCCGACUACCGCCUCGCUCCCGAGCACCGCCUCCCCGCGGCGUUCGAGGACGCCGAGAACGCGCUCCUCUGGCUCGCCUCGCAGGCGCGCCCCGGCGGCGACACGUGGGUCGCCGAGGCGGCCGACUUCGGGCGGGUGUUCGUCUCCGGCGACUCGGCCGGCGGCACCAUCGCGCACCACCUCGCCGUGCGGUUCGGCUCCGCCUCCGGGCGCGCCGAGCUGGCGCCCGCGCGCGUCGCCGGCUACGUCCAGCUCAUGCCGUUCUUCGGCGGCGUGGAGCGGACGCCGUCGGAGGCGGCGUGCCCCGACGACGCGUUCCUCAACCGCGACCUCAACGACCGCUACUGGCGGCUCUCCCUGCCGGCGGGCGGCGCCACGGCGGACCACCCGUUCUCCAACCCGUUCGGGCCGGCGAGCCCCGACCUCGCCGCGGCGGAGUUCGCGCCGACGCUGGUGGUGGUCGGCGGGCGCGACCUCCUCCGCGACCGCGCGCUGGACUACGCGGCGAGGCUGGCGGCGAUGGGGAAGCCCGUGGAGGCGCUGGAGUUCGAGGGGCAGCAGCAUGGCUUCUUCACCAUCGACCCCUGGUCCGCCGCCUCCGGCGACCUCAUGCACGCCGUCAAGCUCUUCGUUGACACCGACGGCGGCGGCGGCGCCCGCCUCGACGGCUGAUCAGCCGCCGCGUGCUCCUCUCUCGUGUGUGCCUUGUCGGCAAUAAUAAAUCGAUUCGGAUUUCAAAAUGCUAGAAAAUUCAUUUAUCAAAUGUUCAAAGUUCAGAAGGGGGUAUAUGAUCCAUUGCCAGCCAUUUGCGUAUAUUGCAGCUUGAUUUGCGAGAGGCUCCUCUAACUGAUGGGUGUCCCUGACAUGAGUCUACGAGAGUGACUCCUAUCUGUUAAAGAUUCAUGUCCCUCUAAAAAUUAGAGAACUUAUUCUGCUUUAUUUGGUAACGCUAUCUAUUAAGGAUCUAUGUCCCUCUGAAAGUUAGCGAAACUUUCUUUAAUCGAAUCAGUAUAAGAUGGUGCUAUUUCAUUAAAUAUAG